Molecule: messenger RNA, 1353 nt
Organism: Penicillium canescens
Lineage: Eukaryota; Fungi; Ascomycota; Eurotiomycetes; Eurotiales; Aspergillaceae
Product: fungal specific transcription factor domain-containing protein
Exons: 3
Coding region: 1-1353 (450 amino acids)
Biological process (GO): DNA-templated transcription
Molecular function (GO): zinc ion binding; DNA binding
Source: RefSeq, a predicted model, not a curated record
AUGUCUGAUAACCCCGAAAACAAAACACCCCAGGUCACCUCAUCUCGUGUCGAAUUCAACAAGCGCAGCUGUUCGCGUUGCAACACAAAAAAGUGCGAUGUGAUAGAACAUAUCCCUGCGGUGCAUGCGCCACCAAUUAGCGAGUUACUUGCACGCUUAAAGGAUCUCGAGGAAGAGGUCUCACAGCUUCGCUCAACGCACCGGUCACCUUGCGGCUCAGAUGUCAAUCCUACAUCAGACUUGGAUGGCCCUUCGAACCUAGCAAAGAAGACGGAGCUACUGGUUCUAAAAGAGGGCAAGAGUCGGUACGUUAGUGAUGAAGUUUCUGUGACUCUUGGAGAAAAGAUAUCUGAACUUCGUGACAUUAUCGAGAGUGACUCAAAUGAGGAAGAUUGCUCACCCAAUGCGAACUCGAGUUCCACCGUUCUACCCCAGGGCGGGCUUUUCGGAGGUGAUAAAUCCUACUACGGCUGGUCUUUUGAAUCUUUCCGCUGUCAUUAUUCCCAAGCGGCGAGAAUCAAGGCAUUAUGGAAAUUAUAUCAAGAGAAUGUGGCACCGUUGAUCACCAUCGUUCACCAAGAUACCAUAUCUCAGAUUGUCCAAUACGCCAGUGCGGGCGUCGAUAUGACUCACCCAGACGAGGUAUUGCUGUUUUGCGUUUACUAUGCUGCUGUGGCCAGCAUGAGAGCUCAUCUUUGUCAUUCCAUACUCGAUGUCGACCACGAUACAGCCAUCCAGGACUGCAAAAGAGCAGUGAGCCAGGGACUUCGUCACGCCAACUUCAUAAAGUGCCAGAAUAUAUCCGUUUUUCAAGGUGCUGUUCUGUUCUUGCUUUGUUAUCGAGUGGGCGGUGACAUUCGUCUUGUAUGGGCCGAGUCAGCGGUUGUUAUACGUGUUGCGCAGGCGCAAGGGAUUCACCGCGAUGGACAGAACUUUGCAUUGCCGCCCUUCGAAACCGCGAUUCGUCGUCGGUUAUGGUGGCAUAUCUGCCUAUUGGAUAUGUUAUCUUCCCGAGAUCAAGAUGUCGAUACUCAGAUCAGACCUGGGAUGUUUGACACACAGUUUCCGACUAAUGUGGACGACGACCUUAUUUUGCACAUGCCAAAUCUGCCAAUGCCUAAGUCCGGCUUCACUGAUAACUCACUCUGCAUUAUGAACUCCCAGAUCAUGCCCAAUUUGUAUUGGCCAUGUCAUUCGAUGAAUCAAAAUCCCAAGGUGUCUUCACAUGCCCGAGAGUCCUUCGUCACAAAUCUGGGAAAGGACCUCCAUAGAGAAUAUCUGGAUCAUUUCAACCUUAAUAUUCCAAUCCAUUGGGCGUCGGCGACCAUAGUCCGACUCCAGCUCUCGAAAUAA